AAUCUGUUGACGUACUUUGCGGUGGGUGGUACGUCAUCCACAGCUCCAAAAGUGGUUAUCUGUCUACACGAGAUUAUGCCAAACUACACAGACGACGAAGAACUUCAUAGAGACCAAGUUCCUGUGAUAUCAACCAUAGAAAUGAACCCUAACAUCAAGAUUGUGAGGGGAUUAGGAAUAAUGGGCCAGCCAGAAGAUGGUUUGUACUUGGGUGGUGUAAAAGCCAACAGUGACUCCACGAACUAUUAAGAGAGCGGUGGUUUAACGAAAUCUUCAAGAACAUUCAACGUCACCAUCACAACCACCAACGUCAUCAACAGUCGCCUCAACAUUAUCGCGUGGGUGACAUCAAGGAAGGAAAUCGUGAAAGAUGUGCUAAAAUUUAGAAAUAUUUCCUGUUUUACCGAACAUUCCAGUGGACAUGAUAGUCGGGGACUCUUUAAUUGAAGCAGAAUUAACCAGCACGAAAUUCCAAGGACAGACAUUAAAACUAUUCGUAAUGCAAAGAAUAAAAUGGGGAACGCACUUGUUAGUAUAGCUGACUAUUUUACGACAUCAUAGGGUAAUUAUAAAUACAUUAAAUUAAUAACUUCUGGCAAAUCAGGGCAAGUGUGUGCUGUGUUGAUGUUAACACUGUUUACUUGGCAAGUGGCAUCUUUAAAACUAACAGGAAGAAAAGAGACCCAUAUUUCUCAUUCAUUUGUCGCCGACAAAUUACCUUUUACGUGUGAAUUAAGUCACUGAUGCCUCAUCAUUUAACGAGCGAUCCAAUGGAACUGAUUAUCACAUAGAUUAAGGAUAUUUGUGAAUGUAUCAUACAGACAAAGGCAGGUGAAGAUAAUGUGAUACUCAAGGUAGUGGAUCACAGAGUAAAUUUUUGUCGACAAUUUUCAACGUGGUUAUAGCGAUGGAAGUGUCAGUACCCGCUCCGAUGCCUCUGGACUUCAGUAUCACGGUGAAGUCCCGGCAGGACCCAUCGCCCUCGAGUCCGGCGGCCAGCGGGCUUGUCCUUCCCGCCAGCGUCGCCUCGUCCAGCGCCGGACUCCUAAAACUGCUCAAAGAAACGGGGGUUGCGCGAUCCGGAGGGGCUACAUCCUCUGGAGAAUCGAGCAGCGCUUUCAGGGUCGUCACCCCCAAAGGAAAAUGUGAAGGCGCAGCGGCUGGUCUUUCAGGUGGCGGAGGUCAGCAGCAGGUCUCAGCAGGUGGAUCAGGUGGGGUACCGAGCCUGUUUCCUUCUCUGCCAGGACCCCCGGCGGGACUGGGUUUCACAACAUACUGCAGUCGAUUGUGGGGUGCUCCGUUCCUGCCCAUGAUACACCGAUAUCCUCCUCUGCUUCCGGGGCCGCCAGAAGGCUCCAACACUAGCAAGGACCGUGACGCCAUCAAAUUCGGCGUGAACCGACUGAUGGACAGGGUGGAUAAGGAAGACGUCGACGUCUGCCGCAAUAACACCAGCAGGAGUGACGUCACUACCAUGACUGACAAGCUAUGCAGUUACGACAGCGGGGAGGAGCAGCGGUCACCCAGCAUAGCAUCACCCAGACUCGGCGGCAACCUGCAUCAGGAUACGUGGAGUCACGACAGGUCGCAACCCACGUCACCAGAACUAGAAGUCGACAGCCCCCCGAGGUCCCCAGAAGUCAACACAAGGUUAAAAAGUCCUUCACCAAGAAGACCUUCGUCAGUAACCGAGGUUAACGUAACAAAAACAGAAGUUACGCCCAUCAAGAAAUCUGAGACUUUCAGUGUAAGCGCUUUACUUAAGCCUGACAUUCCUCGAAGUCGAAGAUCGCCUUCGAGAGAUUCAUCGGCUUUGAACCAUCGCGGAAACAACGGCGUGGGUCAAUCAUUCUCAGAGACGAUUUCAGUGACGCGGUCUUUUAUCUACCCUGGGCUACCUUUCGCCGAUCUUCUAAUGCGUGACGGUUUCAUUAAAAACCAACACCACGAAAGCGACCACCAUCAUAAUCAUCACGACUACCCUGGCAGUUCACCUUCGAGUUUUUUUCCAAGGCAUUUUGUAGGUCCUGGUUUUGGUAUUCCUCCAGCUCUUUACCCAAGCAUGUCAACAGCCGGGUUGUCAGCAACGUCACUUCCGGGAAGUGCAGGUGGGUGUGGCAGUAGUGGGCAAACGACGGGAAACAUCUCCAAGAACGAACUUAUGGAUGGUAACAGGAACUUUCUGACGUCGCCCGCUGUGGGUUCGUUGUACUUCAGUUUAGGUGCCGUUCAAGCAGCGGCAGCAGCUGCAGCAAUGGCCAAUUCUUCGUCUUCAUCGGUGUCUUCCAACGCAGGAAGUGCUGGCAGCACAGGCAGUGGGAGUCAUCCCUCGUAUCCCUCAGAGCAUCCGAGCCAUCACCCCACGGCUGAGGAGUUGUUCCGUCUGAGGAACCACUUCAUGGCCGCAGCGGCCACUACCUCACCUGGAGGUCCCGGUUCGCUGCCUCACCAGCACGUGGUACCAGGCGGACCGGAUCACCACCACCAUCACCACCACCUCCUGAUGAGGGGUCCCGGUGUGGUGCCUCUCGGAGACGUAUACUCGUGCAUAAAGUGUGAGAAGAUGUUCUCCACGCCACACGGGCUCGAGGUUCACGCCAGGCGCUCUCACAACGGCAAAAGACCCUUCGCCUGCGAGUUAUGCAACAAGACCUUCGGCCAUGAGAUCAGCCUUAGUCAGCACAGGUCAGUUUAUGCUUUUCAGCCUCAAGUUAAUUUACAAGGCCACGACUCCUCAAGACUCUUGGCAUUUAGUACCUACUCCGUAUCCUGUAAGUUACAGGAAUGUCUUACAUUGCAAUUGUUCGUUAAUAGUGAUGUUGGACGAACUGCUUUGUAUUCUGGAGGUACCCGGUUCAAAUUCUGA
Molecule: messenger RNA, 2866 nt
Organism: Zootermopsis nevadensis
Lineage: Eukaryota; Metazoa; Arthropoda; Insecta; Blattodea; Termopsidae
Source: RefSeq, a predicted model, not a curated record